This is a messenger RNA of Nicotiana tabacum (common tobacco), 1242 nucleotides long. RefSeq lists its product as uncharacterized. The record is from RefSeq and is a predicted model, not a curated record. NCBI's taxonomy places the organism in Eukaryota, Viridiplantae, Streptophyta, Magnoliopsida, Solanales, Solanaceae.
AUGGGUGAAUUGAAUAGUGUUCAUAAUCGGUAUUUCAAGAUGAUGCUAGAUUUAUCGAAUCAAGCACAAUCUAUUUUAACAUCUUUUGAUAAGCAAUCCGAGAAAACUAAAGGUGAGUAUCGGGUUCGCCUGAAUGCCUCAAUUGAUGUUGCAAGGUAUCUUUUGAAAGAAGGAAUGUCUAUUCGGGGUCACGAUGAAUGUGAAACUUCUACAAGAAGAGGCAACUUCUUGGAUCUCUUAAAAUGGUAUGCAAAUAAGAAGGAUGAUGUAAAGAAAGUUGUAUUAGAAAAUGCUCCAAAAAAUGACAUUAUAAUUUGUCCAAAUAUAGAAAAAGACAUUGUGAGUUCUUGUGCGAAAGAAACACUGAAAGCAAUUGUUGAAGACUUGAACGGAGAUUACUUUGGGAUAUUGGUUGAUGAGUCUAAGGAUGUCUCUCAUAAGAAACAAAUGACGCUUAUUUUGCAUUAUGUCAACAAAGAGGGUAAAGUUAUUGAGCGAUUCCUUAGCAUUGUUCAUGUUAAAGAUACAUCUGCAAAGUCAUUAAAAGAAGCAAUUUAUUCUUUUCUUUUGGAACAUUCAUUGAGUAAAUCUCAAAUACGGAAACAAGGUUAUGAUGGAGCUAGUAACAUGCGGAGAGGAAUUAAUGGUCUUAAAACUUUGAUUAUGAAUGAUACUCCUUCAGCAUAUUGCAUACAUUAUUUUGCUCAUCAAUUGCAAUUGACUCUUAUACGUAAGGAGAUGCUUCGAGAUGAUCAAGCAGAAAAAUUAGAGGAACUACUAGUGCUUGGUGAAGUUCAUACAGGAAGCGGUUUAAAUCAAGAAUUUGGACUUCAAAGGGCAGAUCAAGAUAUUGUAAGUGCAAUGAAGCUUGUUGGUUUCGCAAAGAGACAAUUGCAAGAUAUGAGAGAUUCUAGAUGGAAUUCUUUGAUAAAAGACGUCUGUUUAUUUUAUGUCAAGCAUGAUAUUGUGAUCACCGAAAUGGAUAUGAAUUAUGUUCGUGAAAAAUCAAAGCAUAAGAAAUCAAGUGUUACAUAUUUUUAUCAUUUGCGUGUAGAGGUUUUCUAUGCUAUUAUUGAUUUGCAACUUUCGGAGCUUAACAAUCAUUUCAAUGAAGUAAAUACUAAUCUACUUCUUGGUAUGGCUAGUUUGAGUCCAGAUAAUUCUUUUGCAAAUUAUGAUAAAGACAAGAUUAUAAAACUUGCUACACACUAUCCGAAUGAGUUCACUGAUUCUAUACUUUAG